Ictidomys tridecemlineatus (thirteen-lined ground squirrel) is the source of this 1365-nucleotide messenger RNA. NCBI's taxonomy places the organism in Eukaryota, Metazoa, Chordata, Mammalia, Rodentia, Sciuridae. The record is from RefSeq and is a predicted model, not a curated record.
CUCCAACACAACUUUUCUGUGGCAGGAGGACGUGCGGGCUGAGGACCUGGGCCCGGCUUGGUGAUAAGGCUCUAGGAUGGGGCCGGCUAGGCUGUGGCUGCUGGGAGCCUGGAUCCUGGCCUCUGUGCACUGUCAGCCCUUUCCUGCCCACGGAGCUAAGAGCCCAGGGGCACAUCAACCCCCCAGCCAUCAGCUCUCGGAGCCAGCUCCUGCCUACCACAAAGUCACACCCACCAUUACCAGCUUCGCCUUGCGCCUGUACAAGAGGCUGGCGGCGGGCACCCCAGGAAACAUCCUCUUCUCUCCCGUGAGCCUCUCCAGCAUGCUGGCCCUGCUCUCCCUUGGGGCCCAAGGUGACACCUCAACACAGAUCCUGGAGGGCCUGGGCUUCAACCUCACAGAGACCCCAGCAGCCGACGUCCACCGGGGCUUCCAGAGCCUCCUCCGCACCCUUGACCUGCCCAGCCCCAAACUUGAACUAAAAGUCGGGAGCUCCUUGUUCCUGGACAAGCGGCUCAAGCCCCUGCAGCACUUUUUGGACAGCACCAAGGAGCUGUAUGGCGCUUUUGCUUUUUCUGCCAACUUCUCGGAUCCGGCUACAACCUGGAGGCAGAUCAAUGAGUACGUGAGAAAGCAGACGUACGGGCACGUCACGGACGGCCUGCCGCAGUUCAGCCACGACACGCUCAUGGUUCUCUUGAACUACAUCUUCUUCAAAGCCAAGUGGAAGCAUCCUUUCGAUCGCUACCAGACCCGGAAGCAGGAAAGCUUCUCGGUGGAUGACAGGACCUCUCUCCGCGUCCCCAUGAUGCAGCAGAGGGAGAUGCACAGGUUCCUCUAUGACCAGGAGGUGGCGUGCACCGUGCUGCAGAUAGAGUACAGUGGCAAUGCCUGGCUGCUGCUGGUGCUCCCUGACCCCGGCAGGAUGAGGCAGGUGGAGGCCGCUCUGCAGCCAGAGACCCUGAGAAAGUGGGGACAGCUGUUCCUGCCCAGCCUGCUCGACUUGGUGUCACACAAGGCCGCGGUGGACAUGAAUGAGAAGGGAACCCAGGCAGCGGCCGCCUCUGGCCUCCUCUCACAGCCCCCGCCCCUGAACGCAACGUCGGCCCCUCACGCCCAUUUCAACAGGCCCUUCCUGCUGCUGCUUUGGGAGGUGACCACCCAGAGUCUGCUCUUCCUGGGAAAAGUCGUGAACCCAGUGGCAGGGUGACGGCGGUGGAAGGUCCCAGGGGUCCUCUCUCCCCACCAAACAGGAAGGCUGGGCCCCCUGCACUGCGGGAGGGCAGACCAGCUCGUGGGUGUGCAAAGGUGACAAUAAAGUUGGCCCUGGGUGUCACAAACCCUGAGGAGCCCUGCUUAGAGGGA